UCAGGAUGAAGUGGUAGUUAGCUGGGUUGAAAUAGUUAGUGGUAGUUAGUCAGGUUACUGCGGUGGUUGAGCAGCCGCUCGGGGGCGCCUCCCCUCGCUCUGACUCGGCGCUCCGGAGUUCAGUCGGGAGACGCGGUGCUGGAGCCGGAGCUCGGCGCUCGCCAUGGACCCGAGCAACUAAAGCUACCGGACCUUGAGAGAGAGAGAAGCAGCGGACAUCGCCUGGCUAUGGGCGAGCAGCCAAUCUUCACCAGCAAAGCUCACGUCUUCCAGAUUGACCCCAGCACCAAGAGGAACUGGCUCCCGGCCAGCAAGCACCCACUUACCGUCUCCUAUUUCUAUGAUGGGUCAAGGAACAGUUAUCGCAUCAUCAGUGUGGAUGGAGCCAAGGUGAUCAUAAACAGCACAGUCACACCAAACAUGAACUUCACCAAAACCUCGCAGAAGUUCGGCCAGUGGGCUGACAGCCGAGCCAACACCGUGUUUGGUCUUGGUUUCCCCUCCGAGCAGCAGCUCAGCAAGUUUGCUGAGAAGUUUCAGGAAGUGAAAGAAGCGGCUAAAGUGGCUCGGGAGCGGUCACAGGAAAAGGCAGAGAGUGGCAGCACUCACUCACACAUCCCCUCUCAGAAGGAUGUUCCAGUGUAUACAAGCCCAGUCGCUCCAAUCUUUCAACAUAUGACAGUCAUGCUUUCGGAGUCUGGUCACGAAGCCCCGAUCUCGCCACAGGCAUCAAGUGUGAAUGGCACCGAGGAAGAGAAGGGGAGUCGCUCGCCCCCCAUUGAAUCCCUAUUAAAGAGCAACAAUCACCGCAUCAACCCGGUGAAGAAGUGGGAACAGGAGCUGCGGACUCUGGGUGAGAGCAAUGCUCGGCUGAGUGCGGCGCUACAGGAAUCGGCCAGCACUGCCGAGCACUGGAGGAACCGACUGCAGGGCUGCAAGGAGGAGGGCGAGAGGCUGCGGGAGAAGAUCAUGGAACUGGAGGCUGAGAGCAUCGACAUCAACAAGGAGAGAGAGCAGAAUUCACGGCUCAGCCAGACCGUGCGCCUGCUGGAGGCUGAGAUUGCCGAGAAGGAGCAGGAGCUGGAGAAGCUGAGAGAAGAUGUGCAGGUCAUCCCAGGGCUCCUGCAACAGUGCAAUUGCUUACAGCAACAGCUACAGGGUGCAGAGAACUCCAACGUCGAGUUGGAAAGCAGGUCGAAGACACUGAAGUGUAACGUGGAGGAAAGCCGGCAGAAGUAUGAAAACUUGCUGAAGGAUCUCACCACCUUCCUUGGGAUCCUUGAUGGGAAACUGGAUGAGCUCCAUGGAUUUCGACAGGGAUUAGCUAAACUGGGUAUGGACAAUUGACAAGGGGAGAGCCAGGAGAUGGGAAUGGCUGCAUUCAAAUACAGUUAAGGGGCAGCCAGUCACAGAUCCCCUUAACCGGUGGAUCUGCAGUCUCACCCUCUCCACACACACAAUAAGUCUUCAGUCUCAACACCGCCCCCCGCCCCCCCACCACCACCACCGGAGUGCAUCUGCAGUCACUAGUUCCACCCUGAUGAAUACUAAUGAACCAUUGUAGAUGGUCUGAGAGUUUUGUGUCAUUGUUACUAAAACCAGCUGUUUUAUAAAUUCCAGGUUAUUAAAUGACCAAAUUAUA
Molecule: messenger RNA, 1642 nt
Organism: Hypanus sabinus (Atlantic stingray)
Lineage: Eukaryota; Metazoa; Chordata; Chondrichthyes; Myliobatiformes; Dasyatidae
Gene: homer2
Product: homer scaffold protein 2
Exons: 10
Coding region: 229-1347 (372 amino acids)
Biological process (GO): regulation of store-operated calcium entry; G protein-coupled glutamate receptor signaling pathway
Cellular component (GO): dendrite; plasma membrane; postsynaptic density
Molecular function (GO): G protein-coupled glutamate receptor binding
Source: RefSeq, a predicted model, not a curated record